AUGAAGUUCAGGAAAUUCAGAGACACGUAUCCGGCUGCCAGAAGUUUGAAAUGCGAAGGCUUUACCAAUUCGCACUUGGCCAAACAUCAAGAAGAGAUUGGUGGCAUUGUAGAUGCCUUUCUAGAUAAACACGCAAAACAGCUGUGGCCCCCCGACGAACAUGCAUCUCUGCACCACAAACUACAGUACCCGAAAGACGAGACUAAAAUUAGAGAAGUGAUCUCAAGAGUUAUUCUUCGCCAGAGUUACUGGGCGGGGAAAUACUCGAGGAAGCGAGAAAGGCAGACAACGAAGGCGAUGGACGACCAAGACGAAGAAGACGACGAUCCAUGUCCGGAAGACACAGACCGUACGGUGAAGGACUUCUCCAGCCGCGAUGUGGGCGGGCACCUUGAGACCAUACAUGUUGCGCCUGUAACCACCGCGGCAAUCCUGCAUACACCAUGCAUGGAAACAUCGAUACAUGGAUCUGCGAAACGAGGCGCAUCCUCUGUCCGCGAUUAUCCACCUGCAAAACGAAAUCGACGACGUCUUGCAGCGUACGUGAGCCGUAGGUCAUUCCAGGACAACAGUACCAACACCUGCCACGAGCAGGAGAAUAUCGUGGUAGCCGAGUGCUCAGCUCGAAGCUCAUCUAAUCAGCCGUACGACAACGAUAACUCAGCAGACGGACCCUCAGUGUCAGCGAGUGAAACUCGUUCCAGAACCAACGAAUCUAGUAUUGCCGACGAAGCUGAGCCCGUCCCAGGUCUUCGAGCCUCGAAGUCAGCCGCUGGAAAGCAGCCUCAAGUCGAAGAAGAUAGUACCCGCGCUGUGUCUACGGACGAAGCUCUCGCAGAAACGGGCCCAACCGAGGGGACUGCUACGACCACUCAAGGAGAGUCAAUCGCAGAAGCACAGGUAGCGAGAAGCUAUGAUCCGGUCUUACCUGUCUCACAGAGGUUGAUCCUCGGCGGCGAGGGAACGCGAAUUUGGUCCGGUAUGAACAACACAGUUCAGUCUGCACCAGAGGUUGAGUUCACCUACGGCAUUACCAUACAGUACCCAGUGCACCUCAGGAUACCGUGGACCCCCAGGGGUCACCUUGCUUUCAAAACCCUUACCGACAUGGAGACUGAACUCAAGACAGUGCUGGAGGAAGGCUUGACCCGAACGACAGGCAGACAGGACUUCGCUGACCUGAAGGACUUCCGGAUUGAGUCGUGGCGUUUCGAUAUAAGUGGUCAUGGCGCAAUUUUAGAUUUCGACGUCAAGGGUGAGAUAGAAAAACAGUUCGACCACAUGAAGAGAAAGGCAAAGCAGGAGAUGCAACUGGCGAUCCAGAGGUCACCGGAGUCAAGACCGUCGUUCAAUAUCGAGAUUCAGAUAGUCACCAGCCGAGAUUCGGGGAUCAGGCAGACGGGCGGCCGCAGCUUUGAUUGGUAG
Molecule: messenger RNA, 1425 nt
Organism: Colletotrichum tamarilloi
Lineage: Eukaryota; Fungi; Ascomycota; Sordariomycetes; Glomerellales; Glomerellaceae
Exons: 2
Coding region: 1-1425 (474 amino acids)
Source: RefSeq, a predicted model, not a curated record